Molecule: messenger RNA, 2529 nt
Organism: Closterium sp. NIES-65
Lineage: Eukaryota; Viridiplantae; Streptophyta; Zygnematophyceae; Desmidiales; Closteriaceae
Source: the annotation of a GenBank genome assembly
AUGAACGGGGAGUCUAACCAGGGAGGCGGAGAUGGGAAUGAAGAAGGACGAGCUCUGCCAGGUGCUAGUUUUAAUCGACUUCCAACACCUGCAGCACGAACCAGCUUUAUGCUGGGUAGUGCUCUACAGCACCCUGUUGAGACCGAUGGCGGAGAUGCAGGGGUUGAGGAACAGGAUUCCUACUGGCCUAGCAGUCCUCAUCCAGAGUGGCAGGGUGGUGGGCAGACCUGUGUUGAAACAGGCGAUGAUGAUGAGUAUAGGCCUACUGUAGCGGAGGUCGAGGCGGCGGCGGCAGAGGACUCUGCAGCGGGGGCGGGAGGGGACGCGGAUGUGGAGGAGGAGGUGCAAGAGCAGGAGGGGGAGGGUGCUGGCCGCAAUGCCAGGGAGCUGCAUGGAGGGGAUAAUGGACGGGGAGGAAGGGGUCGAGGGGGUCGUGGGGGGGGACGGGUUGGUCGUGGGCAGGGUCGGUCUUCUGCGCGUGCGCAGGCCGUAGGCAAUGCAGGGGGGCACAGUGGGGGGCAUGCUAGCGGCCCCCCAGUAGAUGGACGAGGUGGGGGGAGGGUUGGGAGGGUUGCGCAUAGUGCUGCAAGGGCUGGGCGCGGUGGCAGUGGUGGUGGGAGAGCGGCCGAGGCUGCGCCCGAUCCAGGGCCAGGCAAUGCACCCACUCAACGGUCCGAUGGUGUUGGGUCUACGCCGUUGCGUGCUGGUGGCAUCAGUCGGGGUGGUGGGACAGCGGGGAGUCGUGGGCGUGCGUCAAAGCGUCAACGAAGGGAGGAUUUGCCUAAGGAUUCGGUGGUUGAGGGUUUGGCAGGGAAGCACUACCCUGGUUUACUUGUGGGAAUGUUUGGUGAGCUUGAGGAUGGUUGUCGUCCGUGUCGGGUGUGUGGGGACGUAAUGGGAUGGGAUGGGGGUAGCACGGGGACUGGGUGGAAGCAUGUCAAGCGCGCGCACUACCCUAAUGUGCAGAUUUGGGUGCGGCGGUUCCUGGACCCGGCGAAGCCAAAGGACCUAGAGUUUCCUUGGGGCGGCUAUGGCGUGUCGGGCGAUGGGCCACCAGUGCCCAACCCGCACGGUGGUGCAUGGGAGCACGCGGCUGCCUGGCCGAACAUCCCAGCUGCUGCAGCCGCGGCGGGCAGUGGCGCAGGGGGGGGGGGGAGUGGGAGUCGUAGUGGUGUUGGCAUGCACGCGUUCAUGAGUCCAAGGGUGUCGCUGGACGAGUUACGCAGUGCUCUCGUAGAGUUGUUUGCUGAUGCGGAUCUUCCGUUUCGUCUUGUCGACCGAGCUUCGUUCCGUCGAUUUGUCGCCUUGCUGAAUCCAUCGGCCAAGGAUUUGCUGGGGUCACGUUACCGUUUGGCACGGGACAUGCAAGCAUUCAGUGAGGUGGCUCGAGAGGAGCUGAGGCAGGAGAUCGUUGGCGACGGUCUCGCGGGGAGGGUGUCCCUUAGCACGGACAUCUGGACCAGUGAGAACCAUACAGCUUUCAUGUGUGUGACCGUCCACUGGAUCACCAGUGAGUUCAGGCUACGUUCGGGGAUUUUGGAUUUCGUGCAGUUGGAGGGUUCGCACACAGGGUCUCUCAUAGCAGAGACCCUCGAGCGCAUCUUGACCGAGGCUGGCCUGCAGGAUGUAGUGUUUGCUGUGACGACGGACAAUGCGGAGAACAACAACAAGGCGAUGCGCCUUCUGUCGGGGGACCCAGCAGAGGGGCCAGGGGCGUGGACAGCUAAUCCACUGCUCGACAUUGGGCGUCACGUUCGCUGUCUUGCACAUGUCAUGAACAUUGCAGUGCAGGAGGCAUUAAAGUUGGAUGAUGUGAAGGAGGCGUUGAAACGCAUACGGGAUGCGUGUUCAUACAUUGGAUGGCUACGCGAGAAGCUCGACAAAAUACGUCUCAGUGACGUCCACUGGGACGCGCUUGUCGAGCUGAAGAACUUUCUUCAGCCCUUCCACUCGAUCACCAAGGUAGCUGAGGCUUCCUUGUACCCGACAGCUGCAGCGGUGGUGCCGCUGUACAACCAACUGCUGGACAAGAUGGAAAUCACCUACCGCGAGCCAGCCGUCUCACCCCUCACACAGGCCCUCAUCACCAAAGCCCUCGGCAAGCUGAAGAAGUACCCGUACGGCACCAAGGAAGAGUUGGCGAUCGCCACCUUCCUUGACCCCCGCUACAAGACAAUCUUCUUCCAGAUGCCCCAGUGGGAGGCGCUCAAUGCAGCGCAAGUGACAGAGGUGGGGGGAUGUGCUAGGAGUGUGCAGGGCGUGGAUGAGCCGACGGUGAUGCGCCUGGUGCGCGAUCGUUUGGUCGCAUAUCAGGAGAGAGUGCGCAGUCGGGGAGGUGGUGGUGAGGUUACGAGUGGCAUGGGGGAGGUCACUGACGGCGCUGGUGUUAGUGUUCAGGCCGCAGGGACCGCCCUCAUGGCUAUCAAGUCAUGGAUGGCGCAGAACACGAGCGGCAGGUCAUUGAACGUGGCAGGGGCUGCGCGUUCGCUUGUGGAGUUGUGCUAUGAGGCCGAGGACGAUGGGUUUUGA